UAGUAAAACAGUUUUAAGGCAUUAAUAUGUUCGGUGUCCCUUGAAAUUCAGAUUAGCAUAUCUAUAAGUGUCACAAAAUGUCCCAGAUUGAACUCUUUAUUUGCUUUUGGGAGAGUGUAAACAAAAAGAGGCUAUCUGCUUUUAAAAGAUGCUAUUUCUAAAAGAGAGAGGUAGGUUUUUCCUAAGAUGAGAAAUUGUCGCUCUUACAAUAGUUAAAUAUUGGGGCUCAUAUGGCUCCUAAGAUAAGAGGAAAAAUUGCUUGUGGUGGCCUCAAGGCUCUCUCAUUUGCUAACAUGAAUUUCUUGUCUUUGGGAGAUUACUCAAUAGAAAUUAUGGAAGUCUCCUAGGUGUUCAAUCAUCGUUGUAAUUGUAACUACUGCUUCAAUCCUAGACACUUUUUCUUAAUUUUCAAAUUAAUAUUCCCAUAGGCAUUUGAUGCACUUUAGGCUGAAGAAAUGCAUCAAACACAUCCUGGAACGACUUGACCCAUUUUCAAUUGUUGCCGAUGAACUAUCACUUAUUGCUACCAGGCUGCGGUCAAUGGUAGCUGCUGAAGUUCCUAAUCUUGCUUCAGCAGCGGAGUACUUCUUCAAAAUUGGGGCUGAAGGAAAAAGGUUUCGUCCCACGGUUUUACUUUUAAUGGCGACAGCUUUGAAUGUGCGUAUACCUGAACUACCUCCUGCUGGAGUUGGAGAUAAUUUGCCAACUGAUUUGCGUACAAGGCAGCAGCGUAUAGCUGAGAUCACGGAGAUGAUCCACGUGGCAAGCCUCCUUCAUGAUGAUGUCUUGGAUGAUGCAGACACAAGACGCGGUGUUGGUUCAUUAAAUGCUGUAAUGGGCAAUAAGUUAGCUGUCUUAGCUGGAGAUUUCCUGCUUUCACGAGCUUGCUUGACCCUUGCUUCUUUAAAAAAUACAGAGGUUGUUACCUUAAUUGCAACAGUUGUCGAGAAUCUUGUUACCGGGGAAACCAUGCAACUUACAACUGCUUCUACUAAACGUUUUAGCAUGGAGUAUUACAUGCAAAAGACAUACAACAAGACUGCUUCCCUGAUGUCAAACAGCUGCAAGUCAGUUGCCAUUCUUGCUGGGCACUCGGCAGAAGUUGCAAAGUUGGCUUUUGAGUAUGGAAAAAAUCUGGGAUUAGCAUUUCAAUUGAUAGAUGAUGUUCUUGAUUUCACAGGCACAUCAGCAUCCCUUGGAAAGGGUUCUUUGUCUGAUAUCCGACACGGAAUCAUAACUGCUCCAAUCCUGUUUGCCAUGGAAGAAUUUCCUCAAUUGCGUGCAGUUGUUGACAAGGGAUUUGACAACCCUGCAAAUGUUGACAUAGCACUGGAGUAUCUAGGGAAGAGUAGGGGAAUAGAAAGGACCAAGGAAUUAGCCAUGAAGCAUGCAAACCAAGCUGCAGCAGCCAUUGAUUCACUUCCCCAAAGUGAUGAUGAAGAUGUAAUGAAGUCGAGGCUGGCACUCGUUGAUCUCACUCAAAGAGUAAUCACCAGAAAUAAGUGACACAAAAGACUAUCAAGUUUGUUUUCACCAAUACAGAUUUCUUUCGAGUUCUACAAAAUUAUUUAGUUUUAAGGGGU
This is a messenger RNA of Hibiscus syriacus, 1583 nucleotides long. RefSeq names its product solanesyl-diphosphate synthase 1, mitochondrial-like. Gene Ontology annotation, cellular component: transferase complex. NCBI's taxonomy places the organism in Eukaryota, Viridiplantae, Streptophyta, Magnoliopsida, Malvales, Malvaceae. Gene Ontology annotation, molecular function: prenyltransferase activity. The coding region runs from base 436 to 1506 and encodes 356 amino acids. The transcript has 11 exons. The record is from RefSeq and is a predicted model, not a curated record. Gene Ontology annotation, biological process: ubiquinone biosynthetic process; isoprenoid biosynthetic process.